Penicillium cataractarum is the source of this 519-nucleotide messenger RNA. RefSeq lists its product as uncharacterized. The record is from RefSeq and is a predicted model, not a curated record. The transcript has a single exon. Lineage: Eukaryota; Fungi; Ascomycota; Eurotiomycetes; Eurotiales; Aspergillaceae. The coding region runs from base 1 to 519 and encodes 172 amino acids.
AUGCCCAGUCCUAUCCUUCCAAUUACAUCCUCAAACUUACCACCGAAGCAGCGCACACAACAGGUGCCCCAACAUGUCACCGCGCUCCUAUCACACCUCACCUCCCGCCCGGGGGUCCAAUCCACCCUGAUCCUCUCUCGCAAAGACGGCUCCAUCAUCCAAAGCACAGGGCAACUCGCCGCUCCAGAGAACACUUCUCCUCGCAGUACACCACCAACCUCAUCAACCCCCGAUCAAACUCCGACCGCACAAUCCUCCGACUCGUCCCCUGCCUCCCCAACAUCCCCGACACCAACGACGUAUCAGCCCUCGCAGGCAGAGGCGCUGGCUGCGCAUAUCUUCAAUUUUGUCUCCAGCGCCUCUGCGCUGGGAAUCUCCCUGGCUCGACCUAUUACCACGCAGUCUACUGCUAAUGGACAUUCGUCGAGCGGAUUGGAUGCGGAGUAUGGGAGCUAUGCGAAUGGCACGGGUUCCACCACGCCUAGGGAAGAAGAUCAGGAUGGGCAGGGGGGAUCGUGA